AUGAAUCCUUUCAGUCUUUUUUUCUAUCUUUCCAUACUCGUUGCGUUUGUAGAUGGCAAAUCAAUUUCCCACGAUUGGACUGUUUCCUUUUCCCAACGUGCUCCUCUUGCUCUUAAUAAACAGGUGAUUGUGAUCAAUGAUCAAUUUCCUGGACCAUUGUUGAAUGCAACAACGAAUGAUGUUUUAAAUAUUAAUAUUCAUAACAACUUGACAGAACCAUUUCUUAUGACAUGGAAUGGACUGCAAAUGAGGAGGAAUUCAUGGCAAGAUGGAGUGCAAGAGACUAAUUGCCCAAUACUGCCUGGUCAAAACUGGACAUACAGUUUUCAAGUGAAGGAUCAAAUCGGAAGUUUCUUUUAUUUUCCAUCACUUCUUGUACAAAAGGCUGCUGGUGGAUACGGUCCCAUUAGAGUGAAUAAUCGCGAGGUUAUUCCUAUUCCAUUUCUAAAACCAGAUGGCGACAUUGAUGUUCUUAUUGGAGAUUGGUAUGAUGCAGAUCACCGGGAUUUGAGGGCUGCACUUGAUGAUGGGGCUGGACUUGGGAAGCCCAAUGGAAUUCUUAUCAACGGACUCGGUCCUAAUCAGACAAUUUUUGAAUUUGAGCCAGGGGCUACCUACAGGCUAAGAAUUUCAAAUGUGGGCUUGAAAACUUCAUUGAACUUCAGGAUUCAAGACCAUUUGAUGUUGUUAGUGGAGACAGAAGGGUCUUACACUGUACAACAAAGUUACACAAGUCUGGACAUCCAUGUUGGCCAAUCUUACUCGGUGCUAGUCACAGCGAAGAAUCAAAGUGGUGGCAGGUCCUACUACAUGGUUGCAAGUUCCCGCUUAACAGACGCUGAACUUUUUGGAGUUGGUGUCAUUCGUUAUCCAGACUCUGUGGAUCUUCCAUCCGGUCCACUUCCCUUAGGACCAGAGCUACAUGACUAUUUUUUCUCCAUAGAACAAGCUCGUUCGAUAAGGUGGAACUUGACAGCGGGAGCUGCUAGGCCGAAUCCUCAAGGUUCCUAUCACUAUGGCACCAUUGAUGUAUCUCGGACAAUAGUCCUCCAGAAUGGAGAGAUUGACAUAAAUAGACACCUUUACACCGUAAAUGGGGUGUCAUUUGUGCACUCAGGGAUACCAUUAAAGAUGGCAGACUAUUUCCGGCUAGAUGCAUCCAAUACUGGAAUUGUUCCAGAUAGACCUAUUGACAGUGGUAUCUGGACAUUGGGUACUUCAGUUAUCAAUGCAAAUUACCGAGAGUUUUAUCAUUUGGUGUUCGAAAACCCUUCUCCGUCUUUGCAAACAUGGCACCUUGAUGGCUACAACUUCUUUGUUGUUGGCAUGGACUUUGGGACAUCAUCGUGGGAAGAGGAUAUGAAGGCAACAUAUAACUUGAACGAUGCUGUUUCUCGUUCUACAGUUGAGGUUUAUCCAUUCGGAUGGACGGCAGUGAUGGUUAUGCUGGACAAUCAAGGCUUGUGGAAUCUAAGAUCACAGGAUGUGGAGAAAUGGUAUCUGGGACAAGAGCUAUACUUGCGAGUCAGAAGCAUUGGAGAGGAGGAUCCAUCAACCAUUCCUGUUAGAGAUGAAGUUCCAAUUCCUGAAAAUGCUAUAUUAUGCGGAAGAAUUACUGGUGGAUAG
Molecule: messenger RNA, 1626 nt
Organism: Dovyalis caffra
Lineage: Eukaryota; Viridiplantae; Streptophyta; Magnoliopsida; Malpighiales; Salicaceae
Source: the annotation of a GenBank genome assembly